UAAAUUUAUAAGUUUAAAAUUAAAAUGCCACCUAAACCAGCAGGAAAAGCCGUUAAAAAGACUCACAAACCCAAGCUCGCAAAAGGUGAUAAGAAAAGGAGGAGAUCUAGAAAAGAAUCCUAUGGUAUCUACAUUUACAAAGUGCUGAAGCAAGUUCAUCCCGACACUGGAAUAUCUAGCAAAGCCAUGUCCAUAAUGAAUUCCUUCGUCAACGAUUUAUUCGAAAGGAUUGCAGCUGAAUCCUCCCGCUUGACGCAUUACAACAAACGUUCAACCAUUUCUAGUCGGGAGAUCCAGACGGCCGUGAGACUAUUGUUGCCCGGUGAGCUGGCCAAACACGCCGUGAGCGAAGGAACGAAAGCAGUCACUAAAUACACUAGUUCAAAGUAGGCGUGCCCUAUUUUGCGACUAACCAAUACCCAACAGCCCUUUUUAGGGCUACAUAUUUUAUUGAAGCAAACAGUUUUAGGAAUCAAAUUAUAAUAUUGUACAUUUUACCACCCCCCACCGAGAUAUUUAAAGGUUAGUUCGAUAUCAUCUAUUUUGCUUUUUAGUUUAUUCCUCGCCAAAAUAAAAUCUCUAGAAAUAAUUUUAUACUCCGGUCUAAUGGAUAAAAUGACUUGAAUAUAUUUUUAGUCCUUUUUUUUAUUUUAGAAAGUCUAUAUUCAAAAAAGAAAAUUAGCCUAAGAAAUCUAGCGUGAUUUGCGCAGAAUUUGCUUCAGGGAAAUAAUUUCUGAGCUAUCAUCAGAUAAUAAAUUUGUUAUAUUUUAGCUUUCUAAAAAAGUUGUUUAUAUAAAUUUUGAAAGAUUAGUUCUUCUACAAGUUUGAGAUAUUGUCUACCAAUUCUUUUUAAAGUUAUGUUAUUUAUUUGCUCCGGAUAUGCUUAUAAUACGGCCGCCUGGUUGGGACAUUUAAUUUUAACGUAUGAUUGCUAAUAUCAUCAUGGGAAAUGCCAAUUUUAACGAUCAAGAUCUAGCAUAUUUCGUGUAAAAUUGAUUGUACUUAGGUUUUAUCUUUCAUCUGUCACGAACUCAAAUUCAAUCUCUGCGAUUUCUCUAAUUCAAAUGAUAAGAUUUUUAAGAAAAGGUAUUUAAUAUAAUAUUAAUCCACUAUAACCAGACCAGAUUAUGUAAGCCAUGACCCAA
Molecule: messenger RNA, 1145 nt
Organism: Gordionus sp. m RMFG-2023
Lineage: Eukaryota; Metazoa; Nematomorpha; Gordioida; Chordodea; Parachordodidae
Product: histone H2B, gonadal-like
Exons: 1
Coding region: 25-390 (121 amino acids)
Cellular component (GO): nucleosome
Molecular function (GO): protein heterodimerization activity; DNA binding; structural constituent of chromatin
Source: RefSeq, a predicted model, not a curated record